Molecule: messenger RNA, 450 nt
Organism: Syzygium oleosum
Lineage: Eukaryota; Viridiplantae; Streptophyta; Magnoliopsida; Myrtales; Myrtaceae
Exons: 1
Coding region: 1-450 (149 amino acids)
Source: RefSeq, a predicted model, not a curated record
AUGGCUCAGUCUGGACUGCAUCCAGCGCCUGUGGCACAGGAAUCUUCAAAGGCUGAGCACGAACCCGAGCCCAAAGGAUCGCAAGCAGAAUUCGACCCAAUGGAUAUAGAUCUAGAGCCAAUUCCCGAGGAAGAACCAGAGGAGGUAGAGCCCGAGGCGGAACCCGAGAAUGAGCCUGCUGAGUCGGCAGAGCCUGAGGAAGAACCGGAUUAUAUACUCCCAUUUGAGCAGUGGAUGGACCCUAAUUUCGUACCGGAGGACGAUUUCUUUGAGGAGCCAGUCGAGGAGGAACAAAUCGAGGUUCCAGCAGAGUCUGGGGAUAUAGACCACCCGAUCGUGAUAGAGGCAGAGUCGGAGUCCUCGGAAGAACAGGCUGAUCAGGGAGGCUCAGAUUCGGAUGAUGAGGAGUCUGAUUCAGAGUGGACGCCGAGUAAGGGGCGUAGGGGCUAG